Fomitopsis serialis is the source of this 1441-nucleotide messenger RNA. Its product is annotated as concanavalin A-like lectin/glucanase domain-containing protein. Lineage: Eukaryota; Fungi; Basidiomycota; Agaricomycetes; Polyporales; Fomitopsidaceae. Gene Ontology annotation, molecular function: hydrolase activity, hydrolyzing O-glycosyl compounds. The transcript is spliced from 5 exons. The coding region runs from base 368 to 1441 and encodes 357 amino acids. The record is from RefSeq and is a predicted model, not a curated record. Gene Ontology annotation, biological process: glucan catabolic process.
CGGUGAUGAUGCUCCACCUCUCACGCGUCCCGCAGUAACGCGAAUAUUACUCGUCGGGUACUCGUCGGGCGCUGGUCAUCGCCCUGUCAUCGCCCACUUUCACCUCCCUUCCUCUCGUUCUCCCCUUCCGAGCCACCCCGACAGCUGCUCCUCCCCGGCCUGUCACUUCGCCGCGCCCAGAGCGUGCCUCUGUCUGCCGGUGUUAGCUCGGUGUUCCCUGUCUCAAGUCGCGGGAAGACAGAAGUUGGUCAUUCCAUUCAAGGCCCCGCAAAGCCGCCGGUCGCUUUUAUAGUAUACACUGCUUUCACUUUCUGUCCUCGCCGCCCACCCGCCCUCGUCCCCGUCGCUCGUUCAGAUCCCAGCAAGCAUGGUCCGAACCGCCCUCGCAUACGGCGCGGCAGCCGCACUGCUCCCAGCGCUCAUCCACGCGCAGUACACCCAGGUGAAGGAGUACGCCGGCGACUCCUUCUUCGACGACUGGAAUUUCUACAACCACGCGGACGACCUGACGAACGGGAACGUCUUCUUCGUGUCCUCCACUAACGCCGGCAAGGACCAGCUCGCGUACGUCAACGACGCCGGGAACGCGAUCAUGAAGGUCGACAACACGUCCUCCGUCUCCGUCGGCCAGAACCGCAACUCCGUGCGCAUCGAGACCCAGGACCACUUCACCGUCGGCAGCCUCUGGGUCACGGACAUGCUCCACGUCCCCUUCGGCUGCUCUGUCUGGCCCGCGUUCUGGUCGUCCGCGCAGGACUGGCCGAGCGGCGGCGAGAUCGACACGUUCGAGGGCGUGAACCAGGUGACGAUGAACCAGAUGGCGCUGCACACGGCCGACGGGUGCACCCAUUCCUCGAACGCGCUCCAGACGAGCAAGCUCAUCAACUCGACGGACUGCUCCACGGCCGCGAACAACAACGAGGGCUGCGUCGUCACGACGCCGACGCCGAGCUCGUACGGCGCGGCGUUCGCGGCGGACGGCGGCGGCGUGUUCGUCACCGAGUUCGCGAACGAGGGCGUUCGUGAGAUAUGGUUCUUCAACCGCUCGUCGGUGCCGAGCGCGCUGCAGAGCAACGCGUCCACCAUCUCCCUCUCGGACCUCGGCACCCCACGCGAACUACACCUCGCAGACCUGCGCGGUCAGCCAUUCUUCCAGCCGCAGUCGCUCAUCUUCGACAUCACGCUCUGCGGAGCGCGCAGACUUCGCAGGCAACCAGCAGGUUUCGCGGAGACGUGCUCGGGCGUGUGCUACGACGACUUCGUGACGGGCCCGCCGUCCACGUACGACAACGCGUACUUCGAGGUGAAGUACGUCCGCGUGUACGGCGUCGCCGGCGAGGACACCGUCAUCAGCGCCGCGCGCCCGCGCGUCGCCGUCCUCGCGGGGACCGUCGUGCUCGCGGCGCUCGGCGUCGCUCUCAGUACUCUGCUCGUGCUCUGA